AUGUACUGGUCUGGUAUGCCUCGUGAGGAUGAUAUACAUCAAUAUGGUGUGGGUAUUUUGGUGAACAAUAGAUUCCGCAAGGCUAUUCUUGACUACAAGUUCGUAAAUGAACGCAUCAUGAUGAUGAGAUUUAAAGGUACUGGAAGGAAUCUAACUAUCGUACAGUGUUACGCGCCGACAGAGGAUGCUACUAGUGAUGCAAAGGAUGCUUUUUAUGACUCCCUGACAAAUGCAAUUGGAACAAUAAUGAAGAACGAUAUGAAAGUGCUUAUGGGAGACUUUAAUGCCAAAGUUGGUGCCGAAAAUACCGACCUCCAGCACAUCAUGGGAGUUCAUGGAAUUGGCACUAUGAAUAAUAACGGAGAAAGACUGGUUGAGCUCUGUGGUGUAAAUGAAUUUAAAAUUGGCGGGACGCUUUUCCCACACAAACAUUGUCAUAAGGUAACUUGGAGAUCUCCGGAUAACAAAACUGAGAAUCAAAUAGACCACAUAUGUGUUAGUGCUAAAUGGAGUAAUUGCCUAUGUGAUGUUCGCAACAGACGAGGUGCUGACAUAGGUUCGGAUCAUCACCUAUUAGUUGGUAACUUGCGUUUUAUUGUUGGGAGGGUGAAGCGGAACAGGAACAGUAAAUGCCAUCGGGUUAAAUACAACACAGAUAAACUGAAGUCAUCACAUCAACGGAACAUAUUCGUGCAACUACUGGAAACGAAGCUUAUGGAACCAUCCCCGAUGAAUACUAUUGAACAAAACUGGACAAGUAUUAAAUCUGCUGUUUUAGAGGCCUGCAUAGAGGGACUUGGUAGAAGCCGAAAUACGAAGGAGGAAUUUAUAACACAGCGAACUUGGAAGAUUAUAGAUGAGCGUGCAAAGCUUAAGAAUAAAAUCAAUGCUACUCGAAGCAUUAGUGAGAGGAAAUUAAUUCAAAGGGAAUAUACUCUGAAGGAUAAACAAGUCAAGCGGGCCAUAAGAGAUGAUAAGAGGGAACAUAUGACCAAUUUUGUGAGAGAGGCUGAAAACGCUGCUGCAGCACACAACAUGAAAGACCUUUUUAAAAUAACCAAGAAGAUUGCUGGUUCACGAGCUAGGAGGUCCGUUCCCGUUAAAAACCUUCAAGGACAACUACUUACCAACAUAGACGACCAACUGAAAAGAUGGAAACAACAUUUUAUGAGUGUAUUAAAUGUUCAACGCGAAGGAAUCGUAAUAACAAAUAACACUGAAACCAUAUCUGGAGUACGCCAAGGUUGCCUUUUAUCACCUCUACUAUUCCUGAUCGUUAUAGAUGCAGUCUCCAAACGUGCUAACGAAAACAAAUCAUUUGAAACCAUAUCUGGAGUACGCCAAGGUUGCCUUUUAUCACCUCUACUAUUCCUGAUCGUUAUAGAUGCAGUCUCCAAACGUGCUAACGAAAACAAAUCCCGAGGUAUUAUGUGGAAUCCUACCACACCAAUCGAUCGCCUUGAGUCAUUAGAUUACGCUGAUGAUAAAUGUGAACUCUCCCACAGGCUAUGUGACAUGCAGGAUAAGUUAAAUGACCUGGCAUAUACAUCAAGUACGGUUGGCCUUAGAAUAAAUAUAGCAAAAACAAAGGAGAUCCGCAUUAACUCUAGAUCUGACGACCCCUUAAUACUCCAUCAAAAACAUGUUCAACGUGUUGAAGAUUUCCAAUAUUUGGGCAGUGUGGUGACUGAGGAUGGUGGUACAAUCAAAGAUGUCGAAAGCCGAAUAAGAAAGAUGUCUUCGAAGAAUCCUUAA
Molecule: messenger RNA, 1755 nt
Organism: Calliphora vicina (urban bluebottle blowfly)
Lineage: Eukaryota; Metazoa; Arthropoda; Insecta; Diptera; Calliphoridae
Exons: 2
Coding region: 1-1755 (584 amino acids)
Molecular function (GO): catalytic activity
Source: RefSeq, a predicted model, not a curated record